This is a messenger RNA of Mercenaria mercenaria, 3589 nucleotides long. RefSeq lists its product as uncharacterized. The record is from RefSeq and is a predicted model, not a curated record. Gene Ontology annotation, molecular function: GTP binding; GTPase activity. Bases 259 to 939 code for a protein of 226 amino acids. Lineage: Eukaryota; Metazoa; Mollusca; Bivalvia; Venerida; Veneridae. The transcript is spliced from 8 exons.
CGCAGACAUGUUGGAUUGUACUUACUUUUCGCAACUAUUAUUUCUGCACAUCGUGAGAUUGGCAAACGUAAACACGAAUCAACAAGUAAAUUCCAAAGUUUUUCUUUGACAGAUAAUCAGUAUUAAUUUAUUAAAUGGUCAGUGUGAAUCCAACAGCACUUUUUGUGUAUUCAGUUAAAUAGACAAACUGUUCAAAAUGAAAAACAUCCUGAAUUGAGAAUAUUGGAAUAUUUGAAAAGCAGACGACAAAAUAGAACAAUGAUAUCAAAGAGAUACGACCAUCUACUUCGACUGUUGCUGAUCGGGGAAACUGGGGUUGGUAAAACAUGCCUCCUCUGCAGAUUUGCAACUGAUGAUUUUGUGGAAUCUCAUAUUUCUACUAUAGGUAUAGAUUUCAAGAUGAAGACCAUGGAUUUAGAUGGAAAGGUAGUCAAGGUGCAAGUCUGGGAUACAGCAGGUCAAGAAAGAUUUGAAGCUAUCACAAAACAGUUUUACAGAAGAGCACAGGGUAUUUUGUUGGUGUUUGAUAUAUGCAGUAGAAAAUCUUAUGAAGCAAUACCAAAAUGGCUAGAACAUGUUAAACAGUUUUGCAAGGAAAAUGUUGUGGUAACAUUGAUAGGUAACAAAAGUGAUAAGUUAGAUGUAAGACAGGUGCCUUUUAUAGAAGCCCAAACAUUUGCUGAUGACAAUGACAUCAAUUUCUUUGAAGUCAGUGCCAAAAAUAAGAACAAUGUAGAUAAGCCUUUUCGUGACAUGUGUCGAGACAUUUUGAAUGUUGUUGAACAAGAGGGGGAACCAGAAAAAGAGAACACCAGUAUAUUGAUUGACACUCCAGCACAGACUGAUACCCAGAAUACAUCACACACUGAAACAUUAAACCAGGAACCUUCUGAGGCAGCCAAUCAGAAUCAAGGAAAUUGGUGCUGCAGUAUAUCUUGAGACAGUCAAGAAAAUAUUUUGUUAGUCAGUUUAGUCAGUCUGAGCAGUUCAGAGAUAGGAACUUGACAGAUACGAGAAUAAAAGUAAUAGUCAAUUUCUAGACAUAUGUCCGAAUUCAAGUCAUGAUUCUAAAUAUGCAUUUACGUAUUUUAUAAUAUUGUGGCGAUUACUUUAGCUUUAAAUUUCUUCCCAAAUUGUAAUAAAUAAAUGCCUUCUAUAAAUCAUAUAUAUUUAUUUGUCUGACUACCUUAGCUAUGCAUACUUCUGUUAUAUACCCUUUGACAUGAAAUGUUGAUUUUAUUCAAGCUCUCCUCUUCAGUCAUUUGUGUCACAGGAUAUUGAAUUGAUAAAUUGUUUGUUUAUUUUUUCAAGUAACUUGUAUAUUUUUGAUGAUUUUCUAUUUUAUUUUGAUGUAUGUUUUUAUAACUCUUUAACAAUGCAGGAUAUUAAAGCAGCUUUAUAUUUUAUAUACUAUUAUAUCCAUUUACUGUCUAUGAAAUAAGGCAUCAAAGGUGCUUCCAUUCCAUCAAUCACUUUGCACUACAAAAAAUAAGUUAGCAACUUCAAUAUGAAUUGAAGGUUCACCAGGAGGUGAGCAGAAUUCAUAGAGGUUUGUUGUUUGUAGCGAUGGGUUUGUUGUUGUUGUUUGAAUUUAUGCUAAAAGUAAAUAGAAUUGAUGUUAAAAGAAUACUAUGACUUUUUUCCCCGAAUGCAGUUAAAAAUCUUAUAUCUGCAUACCUUUAGCUAGUCUAUAUUCUGUUAAAAAUGUAAUUUUUUUAUAGACUUUUGAUAACCUGUUAAAUUAAAAAAAAGUUUAAUAUAAGCAGAAUUUUAUCCUUUAUACUUCAUUUUUUUUUAAGUUACGCACUAGUACUUGGCUUAUGGAUGUAAAGCUGAUAUAGCAACAGGAAUUGACCCUAGAAUAGAAGUGAUAUAUCCUAGUCAAGAUUCAUUAAGAUUUUUCUAAUUUGGCAUUUACACGGAAUAAUGGAUGUAGUAUGAAAUAUGUUAAUAUGUUUGAAGUGUGUAAAUAUUGAGAAAAUCCAGACAUUGUAACUUUGUAUGCUCCCAUGUUAUCAUGUUAUAUAACAUGAAUUUAACUUAUACAUAUGUGUAAACCUGGAAAUGAUUUUGAACUUUUUAAAUGUGUACUAUUGCCAUUGCAAACAUUUCUAGGUUUACAGUAUGCAAAGAGGGAUAAAUUUUGUAUCUGUCGUUAAGAUAAGUAGACAUAGGCAGUUGAACAAUCUACUAUAUAAUUUGCACUAAUAUUGGAAUUCAUAUUUACAUUAUGUUCAGAAGUGAAAAGGUUACACAGUCUUAGAACUGAAAUGAAAUCUAAAUAAAAUGAUAUUUUAAGUCUCCCUAGGUCAGUUGUACUUAAGUUUUUGAGUCCUGUACAGUAAAAACAAAAUGUUCGAUUGGACUUUUUGAUAAAUUAAAUAUUAGAUUUUAAUUUGAAGACAAAGGCUAUUGAACAUUCUGUUGUAUAAUUUACACCAAUAUCAGAAGCUGCAGUAAUAUUCUUUACCUGGAAAGGUCACAAAUCUGAAAUCUAGGAAAAAUUAUAAUAGAAUUUUAUGUUAACCGUGAGCCUGCUGGCUGCAAGAGAUUCAGUUUUUGCGACCAGUGCAGACCAAGAUCAGCCUAGGCUGAUGACAUGGUCUGUACUGUUCACUAUUCAGUCUAUAAAUUUUAUGUGAACAUUCCUUUGAAUAAUAAAUGAUAAUGCCCAAUUUGAAUGAUAGACCAGUCCAUAUAAGAAAUUUAGCAGGGUAAAGGUUAAAGACCAAGGUCUAUAAAACAGUCUCAUUAAGUUGGUGCUGUCUGUAAAUACAUGUAACUAUAUUUUCUUCUAUAACUUACCUAUAUAUUCAUUGUGUAAAAUGGUACACAGAAAUGUAACAUAUAUAUGCAUAUUAUUCAGUUUGACAUAAGUAAUGCCUUACACAUCUUGCAUUUCACUGGAGUAUGAGAGUAAAGUUACCUGACAACUUUUUGACAAACUUUGUUGUCUUGUAACUUUAUUUAAAGUCUGAGUGGAAUUGUUUCGUUGUUGUUUCAACUGAUGAUAGCAUUUAAUGUUUUGACUUAUUUUAGAUUUUGUUUGAUUCUUGUUAACCAGUGUUGAUCAACGUAAAUGAAAAUAAUGUAAAACAGAAGGUUUACAGAUAUUCAAAAAAAUCUUUAUUUGAUAAUGUAAUACCAUAGGCAUUUUAGCACAUUUUGUUUUCUGCCAAGCGACCCUAACAUUGUAUUUCUUUACCUUCUCAAAAAUGUCACUCUUGUGAAGUGCAUUCAAAACCAUGAAAAAAAAUGAAUUUGCCGUUUCCUCAUCUGUUUUACAGGUAAAAUAAGGCAAAAUGUACCUGGCCAGAACUGCUAAAAAUGACAGUUAUUAAACAAGGUACAUUUGUGGAUACUUGAAAUAAUUGUGGCAACAGAUUAAGUUUCAGUUACUGAAGAAUUUGUAUGAAGUUUAUGUUAACAAUUUGUUUGUUGUUUGUUAGAGAUUUGUUAGUACUUUUUUCUGUUUUGCUUUGUCUGUGAUUUUUCUGACAUUCCAUUUUGUAAUUUCUUAUAUAUCCAAAUAAGAUGCUGCUGUGCAAUUUACAAUUAUAUUAUUUUCAUAAUAAAUAAUAAAACAGUU